AUGAGUAAUUAUAAAGAAGAUGAAGGUGAUUGGGUUAUCACCAACAAAAAACCUGAUUUUUCUUGCUUCAACGAAUACUCAGAGCCUGAUCUUACAGAAUGGUUAAGCGAAUCAAAAUAUAAUGUUUGGGAACUCAGUAAUUUAAUAGUUAAUGGCACGCAUGAAAAUAUUAUUAUCUUAGAUAACGUGUUACUCUCUCUUGGAGAGGUACCAAUUGACCACGUUAACCCCAAAUUAUUGCCAGUUUUAAUUUCCUUACUAACAGAAGAAAAACUAGAAAAACGCCAGCUUGUUCCUAUAAUUCAUAUCUUGGCCAUGUUUUCUUUAAAACAAAAUGGAAUUGUCUCGGAAUUUUUUAAUCCAGCACUUGAAAAAUUACUAAUGUUUCACUUGCACGGAAAAGAUCGACGCCUGGCAAUAUAUUCUUUGAUAAUUAUAUCUUCUGCAGUUAGUCACAAGCAAAUUUGCAUUGAUUUCAUAAAUUUAGGAAUUUUCCAAAGCAUUGUUCAAUUUUCGAAUUCAGCAUCAAUCGAGUUAGAAAGAGUAGCUACCUUAUUAGUCAGUCUUAUUGAAGGAAUUUCAGAAGAAAAUAUUGAAGAUUAUUUCAAACUUCUAAAUCAAUCUUUACUAUUAGGACAACCAAAAAUACAAAAAGCUAUUUUAUGUGAACUAGCUAAACAUGUUUCAGGAAACGAAAAUAAAAUAAUGCAAAAUAAUCUUCAUAUUAUUUUACUAGAUCUCUUAAAUAAUGAAGAAAAGCGAUCUUUUACGAUUGAUAUAGUCUAUAAACUAACAAAAGCUGUUGGCGUUGGUUUCAUGGAAAAUUUCAACAUUUGUUCUUUACUACUCGAAUCAAUUCCUAAAGAGAACUAUAUGAGAAUUGGGAAAAUCGUUAAAAUCUACAAGCAAAUGCUUGAAAAUAACGCUUUUCAGCCAACAGUCCAACAAUUCAGAAAUCUUCUUCUUUAUUUGCAAAAAGGAUACUUUAAUAUUCUUGAAAUCCUUGUUGAUGUUGUGUGCAGUACAUUAAUGCAUAUCAAUGAUCAAGGUUUGUUUCAUUUCCUAAUUGAAGACGGAUUUUUUGCUUUUCUCCUCAGCUAUCUCGUUGGAGAGUGCACAGAUGAUGAAUCUGUUAACGACACCGCUAUUAGAUGCCUGUAUCAUCUGAUUUCAAAAGAACCUUGUUUUGCCGAUUUCGUCGUUAUUGAUUAUGAUAGUAUCCCAGAAUCGAUGUCCAUUUCUCAUGAUGGAUACAUUCUUCUUAAUAAGGUGUUCGAACUUGUAGAAAGACGUCAUAGUUAA
This is a messenger RNA of Trichomonas vaginalis G3, 1302 nucleotides long. RefSeq names its product armadillo (ARM) repeat-containing protein family. Lineage: Eukaryota; Parabasalia; Trichomonadida; Trichomonadidae. Bases 1 to 1302 code for a protein of 433 amino acids. The transcript has a single exon. The record is from RefSeq and is a predicted model, not a curated record.